Brassica oleracea var. oleracea is the source of this 3520-nucleotide messenger RNA. RefSeq names its product pentatricopeptide repeat-containing protein At4g31850, chloroplastic-like. Gene Ontology annotation, molecular function: protein binding. Bases 1 to 3360 code for a protein of 1119 amino acids. NCBI's taxonomy places the organism in Eukaryota, Viridiplantae, Streptophyta, Magnoliopsida, Brassicales, Brassicaceae. The transcript has 2 exons. The record is from RefSeq and is a predicted model, not a curated record.
AUGAAUGGCUCUUCAUAUAUAUAUGAAGUUCAUGCAAAAUUCACUGUUUUCUUUUUCUUUCUGUUGAGUCUCUGCGGCGAUAUAACGGUCAGUGACACUUUCCUCGUUAGUAACAUCAAAGAGAAACGCAAUAGUUCGGUUAACCGCGGAUUAAAGUUCCACACUUUGAAGAAGGUUGGGCCUCUGUUCCAUCGCAAGAAACAGAGGAAAACCAUGAGAUGCAGCGUAGUCUCCAUGAAAGGCUCCGACUUUUCGUUUCCAAUGAUAAACAAGAAGACAUUCAAAUCCUCAGAACUCACCAAGAUUCUAAAGUCGCUUCCCGAUACUGCCUCCGCGUUUUCCUAUUUCAAAGAGGUAGCUCAGAGUCAGAGUCACACCACCGAGACUUGCAACUACAUCCUCGAAGCUUUGAGCGUCGAUGGUAAACUCCAGGAGAUGGCUUACGUCUUUGAUUUGAUGCAGAAACGAAUCAUAAAGAGAGACGCAACCACUUUCUUGACUAUCUUCAACUCUCUUUCUGUCAAAGGUGGGUUGCGGCAAGCGCCUUAUGCACUAACGAAGAUGCGAGACUCUGGUUUCCCUUUGAACGCGUAUUCAUACAACGGGCUGAUUCAUCUUCUCCUCAAGUCUAGGCUUUGUGUAGAGGCGAUGGAGGUUUACAGAAGCAUGAUCUUUAACGGUUUCAGCCCUAGCUUGCAGACUUACUCUUCCCUCAUGGUAGGACUAGGGAAAAGAAGAGACAUUGACUCUGUGAUGAGUCUGCUCAAAGAGAUGGAGACGCUGGGGCUAAAGCCUAACGUCUACACGUUCACGAUAUGUAUCCGUGUGCUCGGCAGAGCGGGGAAGAUUCACGAAGCGUAUGGUAUACUCAAGAGGAUGGAUGAGGAAGGGUGUGGACCCGAUGUGGUUACCUACACUGUCCUCAUCGACGCGCUUUGCACCGCAGGGAAGCUGGACUGCGCUAAGGAGGUUUUCUCCAAGAUGAAAACCGGAAGACAUAAACCGGACCGUGUGACUUACAUCACUUUGCUUGAUAGGUUUAGUGAUAGCAGAGAUUUGGAGUCGGUGAGGCGGUUUUGGAGCGAGAUGGAGAAGGAUGGGCAUGUCCCUGACGUUGUGACGUUCACUAUUCUAGUUGACGCUUUGUGCAAAGGUGGGAGGUUUAGUGAAGCGUUUGAGAUUUUAGAUGUGAUGAGGGAGAGAGGGAUCUCGCCGAAUCUUCACACUUACAACACGUUGAUCUGUGGUUUACUAAGAGUUCAUAAGUUAGACGAGGCGAUUGAGGUUUUUGAUAAUAUGGAGUCUUUUAGUGUUACCCCUACUGCAUACACCUACAUUGUUUUUAUUGAUUACUAUGGGAAGACCGGAGAUUCAGUCAGCGCUCUCGAGACUUUCGAGAGGAUGAAGAGCAAAGGAAUAGCUCCGAAUAUUGUGGCGUGUAACGCGUCUCUCUACAGUUUAGCUAAAGCGGGAAAGGAUAAAGAAGCGAAAGAAAUAUUCUACGGCCUUAAAAACAUUGGGCUUGCACCUGACUCGGUGACGUAUAACAUGAUGAUGAAAUGCUAUAGCAAGGUUGGGGAAGUAGACGAAGCUAUCAAGCUGAUGUCCGAGAUGCUGGAAAACGAGUGUGAGCCUGAUGUGAUCGUUGUCAACUCUCUGAUCAACACUCUUUACAAAGGUGAUAGAGUGGAAGAGGCGUGGGAGAUGUUCACGAGGAUGGAGGAGAUGAAGCUCAAGCCUACCGUUGUGACUUACAACACUCUCCUCUCGGGUUUGGGGAAGAACGGAAAGAUCCGAGAGGCGAUUGGGUUGUUUGAAGUGAUGGAGGAGAAAGGAUGUCCGCCUAACACGGUGACGUUCAACACUCUCUUGGACUGUCUUUGCAAAAACGACGAGGUGAUGGUGGCGUUGAAGAUGUUCUUCAAGAUGAGCUGUGUACCUGAUGUUUGUACUUACAACACUAUUAUAUACGGUUUGAUGAAGAAGGGUCGAGUUAAAGAUGCGAUGAGUUUCUUCCACCAGAUGAAGAAGCUUGUGGGGCCUGACUUUGUCACGCUAUGCACUCUUCUUCCGGGCGUUGUCAAGGCUGGUUUAAUCGAAGACGCUUACAAGAUCAUCUCCAGCUUUCUUCACAGCUCUGCAGACCAGCCGGCUAGUCUCUUCUGGGAGGACUUGAUGGGGUCUGUCUUGGCUGAAGGUGGGAUAGAGAACGCGGUUUUGUUUUCCGAGAGGUUGGUUGUUAAUGGAGUUUGUAGAGAUGGUGAAUCGAUCCUGGUGCCGAUGGUGAGAUACUGUUUGAAACAUGGUGAUAAUCCCUCAGGUGCUAGAAUGUUAUUCGAGAGAUUCACAAAGGAUCUUGGUGUUAAACCAAAACUUCCGGUUUAUAAUCUGCUCAUCGGUGGGCUUCUUGAAGCUGAUAUGAUUGAAGCAGCAGAGCGAUUGUUCCUAGAGAUGAAGAGUACUAGUUGCAUCCCUGAUGUUGCUACAUACAACUUCUUGCUUGAUGCUUACGGAAAAUCAGGAAAAUUGGAAGAACUAUUUGAGAUGUAUAAAGAGAUGUCUUCGCAUGAGUGUGUACCAAACACAAUCACUCACAACAUUGUCAUCUCCGGGCUAGUGAAAGCUGGAAACGUAGACGAGGCUCUUGAUUUAUACUAUGACCUUAUCAGUGACGAAGACUUCUCUCCGAGUGUUUGCACGUACGGUCCUCUCAUCGAUGGUCUUUCAAAGUCGGGGAGAUUGUAUGAAGCGAAGCAACUCUUUGAAGGGAUGUUGGACUAUGGAUGCAGCCCAAACUGUGCUAUCUACAACAUUCUCAUCAACGGGUUUGGCAAAGCGGGGGAGGCUGAUGCAGCUUGCAAGUUAUUCAAAAGGAUGGUUAGAGAAGGAGUGAGACCUGAUCUCAAGACUUACUCGGUUCUAGUGGAUUGUCUUUGUAUGGUAGGUAGAGUGGACGAAGCCUUGUGUUACUUCAAGGAGCUGAUGGAAUCUGGCUUGGACCCUGAUGUGGUGUGUUACAAUCUCAUAAUCAACGGACUAGGGAAGUCUCGGAGGCUUGAAGAAGCUCUUGAGCUUUACAAUGAGAUGAAGAGCAGCAGGGGGAUCACUCCUGAUCUGUACACUUACAACUCGUUGAUUCUGAAUCUUGGUAUCGCGGGGAUGGUGGAAGAAGCUGGGAAGGUUUAUGAUGAGAUACAGAGAGUGGGUCUUGAGCCAAACGUUUUUACGUUUAACGCGUUGAUCCGUGGAUACAGUUUGUCUGGAAAGCCUGAGCGUGCUUACGCUGUGUACCAAACGAUGGUGACUGGUGGUUUUAGUCCCAACACAGGAACAUAUGAACAGCUCCCGAAUAGAGCUUGACAAUUUUACACAGCUAACACAGUUAGAGAGCUCUACACUAAGUGAAGCAUCAUCUGCAGAAGAGUUUGUCAUGUAAAGUGUACAAAACAUAAGGUUCUGUAAAUGUCAUACUCCUGUUUCAAAAAUAUUCAUGUUUUAGAAAAAAAAUGUUUCAAAUGUA